UCGCUCCCCAGCACGGAUUCCCCCGGCUCCCAUCCCCAUCCCCAUCCCCAUCCCUCUCCACCAGGAGGAAACCCCAAAAGAAAGAUCUUUUGGGAGUUUUCUACAAAACUUAUGAGUAGAAUUCUACAUGUAUAAAGCCAUCAAAUUCCAUUCCUUCUUCUCUUCCCCUUCCCCCCUUAUAUAGCUAUAGAACUCCGCCCCCCCUCUUCUUCUUUAAAAUCCCAUCUUUCUCCCCAUUUCUCAACGAUCAGGAAUAUAGCAGUUCUGGGUUCCUCCUGAUUCCCGAUACACGAUUGGUUCUGAGGGCUUGGUGGGACGAGUGGAGCCGAUCUUGAUGAGGGUUGACGGCAGCUUGGCGGACCGGAAGGGGAAGAAGGAGGCGGCGGCGGUGGCGAAGGGCAAGUCGUCGAAGAAGGACAAGCGGCGGAAUAAGAAGGCCAAGUCGGCGACGGUCGUCCAGAGGCUGUUCGAUACCUGCAAGUCCGUCUUCGCCAAUUGCGGACCCGACAUCGUCCCGUCCCCGGAGGACAUCGAGCGCCUUCGAGCCAUUCUUGAUACUAUGAAACCAGAAGAUGUUGGUUUAACUCCAAACCUGCCAUAUUUUCGCAAUGUUUCUGAAGGAACUCCUCUGAUAACAUACUUAUGCCUUCAUGAGUCUCCCAAGUUUUCGAUAUGUAUCUUUUGCUUGCCUAAGUACGCUGUCAUCCCACUUCAUAAUCACCCAGGAAUGACUGUAUUUGGCAAGCUUCUUUUCGGCUCAAUGCACAUCAAGUCGUAUGAUUGGGUUGAUGACCCUCAGAAUUCCAGCGAGACAAUAAAAAAUGCAGAUGGUGCACGGUUGGCGAAGGUUAAAACUGAUGAUGUUUUCAAAGCGCCAUGUGAGACAUCCAUACUGUAUCCAGCUGCUGGAGGCAACAUGCAUCGUUUUACUGCGGUGACCUCUUGUGCGGUGUUGGAUGUGCUUGGGCCACCUUACUCUAAAGCUGAAGGAAGGGAUUGCACAUAUUAUAAAGAUCUCCCAUAUUCAAGUUCCUCCGGCGACGCUGUUUUGGUGCCUGGUGAGCCAGAGGGGUAUGCGUGGCUGAAAGAGAUGGAGGGACAGCCUGAUGACUGCGUUGCAGUGCCUCGUGAAUACAGGGGCCCAAAAAUUGUGGACCACUGAAUGACAAUUUGUGGCGAUGACGCUGCAGUUUUUGCAGCAAAGCACAGCGAUUCUGCAGUUUGGUUGGGUGUAUAUACACAACAGAAGAAUGACAAGGGAAAUGGGUUAGGAGAGGGAGAGGGAGAGGGAGAGGUUCUGGAUGGGAUUGUGCACCUCCAAAAAUUCUGUUUUAUAGCUUAAAUCGUUGGUGCAAAAGUUCGUGGCAAUGCCCUGAAAGCAUGUUUUUAAUGUUCUGUUAAAUUUAAACUUGCACAACUUGCACGAUUGGAGUUUCUAGUUUUUAUUUAUGACUUUGUUGG
Molecule: messenger RNA, 1461 nt
Organism: Elaeis guineensis (African oil palm)
Lineage: Eukaryota; Viridiplantae; Streptophyta; Magnoliopsida; Arecales; Arecaceae
Product: plant cysteine oxidase 2
Molecular function (GO): oxidoreductase activity, acting on single donors with incorporation of molecular oxygen, incorporation of two atoms of oxygen
Source: RefSeq, a predicted model, not a curated record